UCACGCCUGCGCAGUCCGCUAACUACCGUUCUACCACACGAAGCCAAGAUGGAGGUGUUUGUUGUGGCCCCAAGCAUCGGAUUCAGAUGGUCCAGCUGUGAAUUCCCACCUGGUUCCGUGGUCAGAGAUGUUCUGGAAAGAUUUGUCCCACAGCAAGACUUUUAUGUCUCCACCAACGGCCACCUGGCCCAUCUGGGAGACCAUCUGCAGAAUGGCGUCGUCUAUCACCUUGAGCCACGGCUCUGUGGCGGGAAGGGAGGUUUUGGCUCCAUGCUCCGAGCUCUGGGAGCUCAGAUUGAGAAGACGACCAACAGAGAGGCCUGCAGAGACCUGAGUGGCCGGCGCCUCCGAGAUGUCAACCACGAGAAAGAGAUGGCGGACUGGCUGAAGAAGCAGGCGGAGCGUGAGGCAGAGAAGGAGCAGCGGCGUCUGGAGCGUCUCCAGAGGAAACUAGCUGAGCCCAAACACCAGUUCACCGACCCGGAGUACCAGCGGCAGUGCCACGACCUGAGCGAGAGGCUGGAAGACUCGGUGCUGAAAGGCCUACAGACGUCCUCCAGCGGGCAGGUGAAGGCGGGAGUCUCCUCAGCCGCCAAGAGACCCAGCAUGGAUCAGAAGGAGGCCCCGACGAAGAAGAAGAGGAAGACCGCCGCUGCAGUCGGGUUCUGGACUGGUCUGGAGGAGCUUGUGAGCUCAGAGGAUGAUGAGGAGGAGGAUGAUGAUGACGGGUCCCCAGGUAGCAGCAGAGGAGCAGCGGUUACCAUGAUGAUCCAAAGGGACAAGGUGGAGGCUGGAUCCAGCAGCAGCUCAUCUGACUGCAGCUCCUCCUCAGGCAGAACAUCAGUAGACCAGAACAACCGACCCUCAACCGAACCGGCCUCUGCCGAGGAGCAGAAACCGGGCCCCGCCACAGAACCGGCCUCUGCCGAGGAGCAGAAACCGGGCCCCGCCACAGAACCGGCCUCUGCCGAGGAGCAGAAACCGGGCCCCGCCACAGAACCGGCCUCUGCCGAGGAGCAGAAACCGGGCCCCGCCACAGAACCGGCCUCUGCCGAGGAGCAGAAACCGGGCCCCGCCACAGAACCGGCCUCUGCCGAGGAGCAGAAACCGGGCCCCGCCACAGAACCGGCCUCUGCCGAGGAGCAGAAACCGGGCCCCGCCACAGAACCGGCCUCUGCCGAGGAGCAGAAACCGGGCCCCGCCACAGAACCGGCCUCUGCCGAGGAGCAGAAACCGGGCCCCGCCUCAGAACCGGCAGUGGCAGAGGAGCAAAAACCGGGUCCCGCAUCAGAACCGGCAGUGGCAGAGGAGCAAAAACUGGGUCCUGCAUCAGAACCGGCAGAGGAGGAGAAACCGGGUUCUGCAUCAGAACCGACCAUUGCAGAGGAGCAGAACCGUUGUGUACAGUCCAGCGGGGAACCACAACAGCUGGACCUGUCUUCAGUGGAAUCGGUCCAGCAGCUGGAGUCUCUGGGUCUGGACGUCCUGAAGGAGGAACUUGUACGGCGUGGGCUAAAGUGUGGGGGAACGCUGUCGGAGCGCGCUGCCCGUCUCUUCUCCGUCAGAGGGCUGAGUCCCGAUCAGAUUGACCCGGCGCUGCUCGCCAAACCCACCAAGGCCAACAAGAAGUAAAGGAACGAUUUGCCAUUUUUAUCACAUGUUAAAGAGACCAAAAGAUUCAGCUGAGAAGGACCGGGAGUUCUGGACUGGAAGUUCCCAGGUCCAGAGCUUCCUGUCGGGAAUGAAGCUGCAUGGCUCCAAAGAUCCAAUAUUGGAACAGAUUUAUUGAUGCAUCAACAUGUGACAUCACUGUUUUCAUUAAAGUCCAAUUUUGAAUAUU
Messenger RNA from Cyprinodon tularosa, 1840 nucleotides. It is a transcript of the gene sde2, whose product is annotated as SDE2 telomere maintenance homolog (S. pombe). Gene Ontology annotation, cellular component: nucleus. The record is from RefSeq and is a predicted model, not a curated record. Lineage: Eukaryota; Metazoa; Chordata; Actinopteri; Cyprinodontiformes; Cyprinodontidae. The transcript is spliced from 8 exons. The coding region runs from base 49 to 1632 and encodes 527 amino acids.